Hipposideros armiger (great roundleaf bat) is the source of this 1311-nucleotide messenger RNA. It is a transcript of the gene AMBP, whose product is annotated as alpha-1-microglobulin/bikunin precursor. The transcript has 10 exons. NCBI's taxonomy places the organism in Eukaryota, Metazoa, Chordata, Mammalia, Chiroptera, Hipposideridae. The record is from RefSeq and is a predicted model, not a curated record. Gene Ontology annotation, molecular function: serine-type endopeptidase inhibitor activity. The coding region runs from base 115 to 1173 and encodes 352 amino acids.
CCCUACAAACUGCAGGCCCUUUCCCCAGCCUCAGUUUGCAGCUGCCUCGGGCAGGGAGUUCCUCUGUCCCCAGACUGAGCCCGUGAGUGACCCCCUAGGUUCAGAGCCAGAGCCAUGCAGAGUCUCGGGGCCCUGCUUCUGCUGCUGACCGCCUGCCUGGCGGUGAGUGCCAACCCUGUGCCGACAGUGCCAGGCAACAUCCAAGUGCAGGAAAACUUCGACAUCUCUAGGUUCUACGGGAAAUGGUUCCACGUGGCCAUAGGCUCUACCUGCCCUUGGCUGAUGAGGUUCAAGGACAGGCUGGCCAUCAGCACGCUGACGCUGAGAGAGGGCGCGACGGAGAGGCAGCUCAGCACGGCCAGCACUCUUUGGCGAAAAGGCUUCUGUGAGGAGACCUCCGGGACUUAUGAGAAAGCAGACACUGAUGGAAAGUUCCUCUAUCAGAAACCUAAAUGGAACACCACCAUCGAAUCCUAUGUGGUGCACACCAACUAUGAUGAGUAUGCUAUUAUUCUGUCCAAGAAAUUAAGCCACCGCCACGGACUCACCAUUACUGCCAAGCUCUAUGGGCGGAGGCCGCAGCUUCGGGAAAGCCUGCUGGAGGAGUUCAGGCAGGUUGCUCUGGGUGUGGGCAUCCCCGAGAACUCUAUCUUCACAAUGGCUGACAAAGGAGAGUGUGUCCCUGGGGAGCAGGAAUCAGAGCCCACUUCACCCCCGAGAGCCCGGCGGGCUGUGCUGCCCCAGGAAGAGGAAGGAUCGGGGGCUGGGCAACUAGUAACUGAUUUAAAGAAGAAAGAAGAUUCUUGCCAGCUAGGCUACGCAGAAGGUCCUUGCUUGGGGAUGGUCAAGAGGUAUUUCUAUAACGGCUCAUCCAUGGCCUGUGAGACUUUCCAGUACGGUGGCUGCCUGGGCAAUGGCAACAACUUCGUCUCGGAGAAGGAGUGUCUACAGACCUGCCGAACUGUGGCGGCCUGCAAUCUCCCCAUAGUCCAUGGCCCCUGCCAAGGUUCCAUCCAGCUCUGGGCAUUUGAUGCUCUCCAGGGGAAGUGCAUCCUUUUCACCUAUGGGGGCUGCCAAGGCAACGGCAACAAGUUCUACUCGGAGAAGGAGUGCAAGGAGUACUGUGGUGUCCCUGGUGAUGGGGAUGAGGAACUGCUGCGCUUCUCCAACUGACCAGUCCAAGGCAAGAAGUCCACAGACCAGAGGGUGGCAGGGAGGCUGCGGGCCAGUGUCUAUCCCAGGGCUCCACAUGGGGCAGGCUGGGCCAAGAGACCUGGGUUCAAAUAAAAACCACACUGUAGGCUCCUGAAA